AUGCUCCCAAGCAAUGAGCCUACAACACUCCAUCCAGUACCUCUUCCCGCAGUAACCACUCUCAUCACCGUGUUUGAUCCUCCACAUAAAGCUCAACAACCUCAAACAUCUGCUUCUAAGAACCAACCAGUACACUGCCAUCACACCCAGAAAUGUAAUCCCCUGAUCAUGGCCCACCAAACCCACGCCACUAUCCUCCCUCCACCCCGACCUCCACCCGACCUCCACCCCCGCACCGACAACAACAACGAACCUACCACAACCCUAACAAUCUACUCCACCGUAACAACAAUCUACCAGUCCCGAGUAUCCAGCAGCACCCAACACCCCAACCCCCCACCGCUCGACCCAGAGAUAACAACAUCCAUCACCACCCCUUACACCUCCGCCUCCAUGUCCUCCUCCGCUGCCACUUUCCCCACACCAACCCAACCAUGGAUGCUCAUCACAGUAACAGAAACACGGAUUCUCUCAACAAUGGUUAACCCCGUGCCGAUGGAACCUAAUUUAGGCAUUGGGGAAACGGGGCUGUCGACGGGAGCGAAAGUGGGUAUUGGAGUUGGGGUUGGGGUAGGUGGUCUUUUGAUGUUUGUGGUGGUUGGUGGUUUGUGGUGUUGGAGAUGGAGGAAGAGGAAGAGGAUAAGGGAGGGAGGUAUUUUACAGAGAGGGAUAGAUGGGAAGGAUGAUGUGAAUGCAGGGAAUGGUGAUCUGGUGUCGGAGAUAGAUGGGAUGCCGGUUGUGGAGGCUGGAGGGGUGAUGGUUGGUAAUAGGGGAUUGGAGAGGAGGGAGGUGUUUGAGUUGAGUGGUGGGGGGUCGGUUCGGGUGGCGAGAGGGGAUGCAGGUGGGGGAGGGAUGCAGGCUGUGAAAUUUGGGGGUCAAUGGGUUGAAGGAUUUAACGAGAAGGAGCAGAAGGACAGGUUGUAUUGGGAUUACUAG
This is a messenger RNA of Aspergillus sclerotioniger CBS 115572, 936 nucleotides long. RefSeq lists its product as uncharacterized. The transcript has 3 exons. The coding region runs from base 1 to 936 and encodes 311 amino acids. Lineage: Eukaryota; Fungi; Ascomycota; Eurotiomycetes; Eurotiales; Aspergillaceae. The record is from RefSeq and is a predicted model, not a curated record.